Messenger RNA from Myotis myotis, 2242 nucleotides. It is a transcript of the gene YES1, whose product is annotated as YES proto-oncogene 1, Src family tyrosine kinase. NCBI's taxonomy places the organism in Eukaryota, Metazoa, Chordata, Mammalia, Chiroptera, Vespertilionidae. Gene Ontology annotation, molecular function: signaling receptor binding; ATP binding; non-membrane spanning protein tyrosine kinase activity. The transcript is spliced from 12 exons. Gene Ontology annotation, biological process: protein phosphorylation; cell differentiation; cell surface receptor protein tyrosine kinase signaling pathway. The record is from RefSeq and is a predicted model, not a curated record. Bases 247 to 1872 code for a protein of 541 amino acids. Gene Ontology annotation, cellular component: extrinsic component of cytoplasmic side of plasma membrane.
GGCGGGCGCCGCGCGGAGCGGCGAUGGAGCGGGAGGGCGAGGGGCGGGAGCCCGGGAAUUCCCUCCUCCCGGAGUAACAAGUCUGGGGUCGACCGCGCUGCCGUCGCUGCCGCCGGGCGCCGGGACCAGGAGGUGGAAGGAGGGAGAGGGCCCCGUGGGCCUCGCCUCCGCCCGCCGCCGCCUCCCCACCCCCGGAGCCCCAGGAGCCGCGACCCAUGCGAGCACGACCGGAGGGCAGAUUUUAUAAUGGGCUGCAUUAAAAGUAAAGAGAAUAAAAGUCCAGCAAUUAAAUAUAGAACAGAAAACACUCCAGAACCUGUCAAUACAAGUGCAAGCCAUUAUGGGACAGAACACACUCCAGCAACACCAUCAUCUUCAGCAAAGGGAACAUCUGUUAAUUUUAACAGUCUUUCCAUGACACCAUUUGGAGGAUCCUCAGGGGUGACACCUUUUGGAGGAGCAUCUUCCUCAUUCUCAGUGGUGCCAAGUUCAUAUCCUGCUGGUUUAACAGGUGGUGUUACUAUAUUUGUGGCCUUAUAUGAUUAUGAAGCUAGAACUACAGAAGACCUUUCAUUUAAGAAGGGUGAAAGAUUUCAAAUAAUUAACAAUACGGAAGGAGACUGGUGGGAAGCAAGAUCAAUUGCUACAGGAAAGAAUGGCUAUAUUCCUAGCAAUUAUGUAGCCCCUGCAGAUUCCAUUCAGGCAGAAGAAUGGUAUUUUGGCAAAAUGGGGAGAAAAGAUGCUGAAAGAUUACUUCUGAAUCCUGGGAAUCAACGAGGUAUUUUCUUAGUAAGAGAAAGUGAAACUACUAAAGGUGCUUAUUCCCUUUCUAUUCGUGAUUGGGAUGAAGUAAGGGGUGACAAUGUGAAACACUACAAAAUUAGGAAACUUGACAAUGGUGGAUACUAUAUCACAACUAGAGCACAAUUUGAAACUCUGCAGAAGUUGGUUAAACACUACACAGAACAUGCUGAUGGCUUAUGCCAUAAGUUAACAACUGUAUGUCCAACUGUGAAACCCCAGACUCAAGGUCUAGCAAAAGAUGCUUGGGAAAUCCCUCGAGAAUCUUUGCGACUAGAAGUUAAACUAGGACAAGGAUGUUUUGGUGAAGUAUGGAUGGGAACAUGGAAUGGAACCACAAAAGUAGCAAUCAAAACACUAAAACCAGGUACAAUGAUGCCAGAAGCUUUUCUUCAAGAGGCUCAGAUAAUGAAAAAAUUAAGACAUGAUAAACUUGUUCCACUAUAUGCUGUUGUUUCUGAAGAGCCAAUUUAUAUUGUCACUGAAUUUAUGUCAAAAGGGAGCUUAUUAGAUUUUCUGAAGGAAGGAGAUGGAAAAUAUUUGAAGCUCCCACAAUUGGUUGAUAUGGCUGCUCAGAUUGCUGAUGGUAUGGCAUAUAUUGAAAGAAUGAACUAUAUUCACCGAGAUCUUCGGGCUGCUAAUAUUCUUGUAGGAGAAAAUCUUGUGUGCAAAAUAGCAGAUUUUGGUUUAGCAAGGUUAAUCGAAGACAAUGAAUAUACAGCAAGACAAGGUGCAAAAUUUCCAAUCAAAUGGACAGCUCCUGAGGCUGCACUAUAUGGUCGAUUUACAAUAAAGUCUGAUGUGUGGUCAUUUGGAAUUCUACAGACAGAACUGGUAACAAAGGGCAGAGUGCCAUAUCCAGGUAUGGUAAACCGUGAAGUGCUGGAACAGGUGGAACGAGGAUAUAGGAUGCCUUGCCCUCAGGGCUGUCCAGAAUCUCUACAUGAUUUAAUGAAUCUUUGUUGGAAGAAGGACCCUGAUGAAAGGCCAACAUUUGAAUAUAUCCAAUCCUUCUUGGAGGACUACUUCACUGCUACCGAGCCACAGUACCAGCCAGGAGAAAAUUUAUAAUCCAAGUAGCCUAUUUUAUAUGCACAAACCUGCCAGAAUGUAAAAAAUUUACGUAGACUUCCUCAUAUACAGGAAUCAAAAGAAGAAAAUCUUCUUCACUCCGCAUGUUUUUAAUGGUAAACUGGAAUUCCAGCUAUGGUUACGCAAAACCACUUCUUUGUGUUCCAAAUGUUAAACUCUAAAGUACCAGUGAUGAAUUUUUCAACUUAAUUCAGGGUCCAAAGAAAGUAUAGCUAAGAUAUUGAUGACAGUGUGAGUGAUAGCACGGCAAUGAAAAGCAACAAGGCUACUGUUCAUAAGUCACUUCCUUUCUUAUUCCCCAAAUUCAGAAUUUUUAAGAGAAAAUUAUUUAUCAUUAUAGAUAAAACUU